Striga hermonthica is the source of this 939-nucleotide messenger RNA. Lineage: Eukaryota; Viridiplantae; Streptophyta; Magnoliopsida; Lamiales; Orobanchaceae. The record is from the annotation of a GenBank genome assembly.
AUGGCUCUAGCCACCACCAAAACCACCGUAUUAGUGGCGGCCCUCCUCCUCGUCCUCGGCGGCUCCACCCCACUCGAGACCAACCGGCCCUUGGGAGGUGGUGGGGGCUUCAAGAAGCUACCAAAAUCGGACGUCGAUCUUUUGGAGUUCCCGUUGAAUCUGGAGUACUUGGAGGCAGAGUUCUUCUCGUGGGGCGCUUUUGGCCGCGGAUUGGAUGCGUUGGCCCCGAAUCUAACAAAGGGCGGUCCACCGCCGAUUGGACCCAUGAGAGCCAAGCUCAGCCCAUUUACGAGAGAUGUGAUCGCGCAGUUUGCGUUGCAAGAAUUCGGGCAUCUCAGGGCAAUUCAGAGUACGGUCCCGGGAUUUCCGAGACCUCUCCUAAAUUUAAGUAAAGAAGUAUUCGCGACGAUCAUGAACGACGCGUUUGGAAAACCUCUCGUGCCUCCGUUCGAUCCUUAUGCCGAUGACAUCAAAUAUCUUAUUGCAACCUAUGUCAUCCCUUACGUUGGACUCACCGGUUAUGUCGGAGCAAAUCCGAAACUCGAAAGCCCUGUUUCCAAAAGGCUUGUGGCCGGACUUUUGGGUGUGGAAUCGGGUCAAGAUGCCGUCACUAGGACAUUACUCUACCAGCACGCGCUUACAAAGGUAUUUCCAUAUGAUGUCACUGUGGCGGAAUUCACAGACAGGAUAUCAAACCUCAGAAACAAGCUCGGGAAAAAGGGGUUGAAAGACGAAGGCCUAAUAGUUGAACCGGAACUAGGGGCCGAGGGCAGAAUCUCGGGAAACGUGCUUGCGGGGGAUAACUACUCGCUGUCCUAUGCACGAACGCCCGAAGAAAUAUUAAGGAUCGUGUAUGGGACCGGACGGGAGGACAAGCCUGGGGGCUUCUAUCCAAAAGGAGCCUGCGGUAAAAUAGCCAGGUCAUAUUUACAGCAUUGA